UGUGGAAACUGCAAAUCCUGAAUUCUGAACACUCCUGAUACAAUUUUUAAAUUAGUUACUAAGAAAAUAUUAAAUCUGUUGCUGUCUUACACAUUUUUAAUUUCCAUGUGUAGAAAUCAAAUGGUUUUAAAUCAAUAGAGUUAUGUCAGGUGCUUUAGCUGUGGUAAAAUGCUUGGGGUCGUGGGAUCGAAUUGUGGUGUAAUGAAACAGAUUUCCUGCGACUGCUGUGUUUGUUAUUUUGCAUUAUACAGAAAUUACUAUACCACCUUUUUAUUUUCCAAACAUUUUUAACAAUACAUCUUUGUAUGGCCCUAAUGCAAGUGGCGCUAGUGUCGAUCGACCGUCACGUUUGUUCGUACACCAUGUUGGUAUUACUGAUAGUAGGAAAUUAAAGAAAAAUACCUUUCCAGUGACAGCUCCAAAACCAAAUUUUAUCCAAAUCUGCCCAGAUGUUUUCGAGGAGUUGUAUAAUGCGGACAGACAGAUUGGUCAGUCCUUUUUUGCGUUCAUUUCAUGCACAUCGCCCAAACAAUACACCAAAAGAACAUUUUAAAUUACAGUGUUAUGACAUUAGUUGAAAAAGCGUCGUUAAAUCAGCUAACGAAAGUUUAGAAUUGUCAUUCCCCUUCAGACGCUAUAUAUUACUUGAUACAGCGUCGGCAAAUAGGAGGAAAUCGCAUCGGCGCCGAACGUCGUGCUUAUUCAACAUGGUUGACCCUGCGCAUGCGCGCGUUGCCAGUGGUCCAGCAGUGUAGGUAGAGGUGAUUGGUGUACAAGUACGCAGUAUUGUGCAGGCUAUCGGAGUGUUACAGUGUGCGGUGUGUUAAGGGUGUCACUAGCCACGCUUGCUUUGGGUGACCGACAGUGCGGAAGUGGGUCAAGAGUGCGGACUGAAAUUUCAAACAAACUUUUAGACAAAUGCCUUGUUUUCGUGGCUAGUGUUUGGAAAACUUCACCGAACCCGCAAGAAUGAUGUUCAAACAGGCGCUGGAUGCAGAUAAAGUGAUAACACAAUUGCUGGCUGGCAGAAAGAAGACCGGCAAACAGGUGAACUUAGCCGAGUGGCAGGUACGACAGCUAUGCCUAGUGACUCGACAGAUCUUCCUGGAGCAGCCUAUGCUGCUGGAGCUGGAGGCUCCAGUCAACAUAGUUGGGGAUAUACACGGGCAGUACGAGGAUCUGCUGAGACACUUUGACAAGCUGGGGUACCCUCCACAGUCCAACUACCUGUUCCUCGGGGACUACGUCGACAGGGGUAAGAACUCCCUCGAGACAAUCUGUCUGCUUCUGGCAUACAAAAUGAAGUAUCCGAGCAAUUUCUUUCUGCUGAGAGGCAACCACGAAUGUGCCAGUAUCAACAGGGUAUAUGGUUUCUAUGACGAGUGCAAAAGAAGGUACAGCGUGAAGAUAUGGAAAACCUUUACAGACUUGUUUAACUGCCUUCCAGUAGCCGCAUUAAUUGAAGGCACCAUAUUCUGCAUGCACGGUGGACUUUCACCCCAGCUCACUGAUUUAAAUCAGAUUCGAGCCAUCCCAAGGCCUAUUGAUGUUCCAGACUCUGGUCUUGUUUGCGAUCUGCUGUGGGGAGAUCCUGCCGAAGGAGUUCAUGGCUGGGCACAGAAUGACCGCGGUGUGAGCUAUGUUUUUGGUAGUGACAUUGUGCGCAGUUUCCUGCAGCGCCAUGACUGUUCGCUGAUAGUGCGUGCGCACCAAGUUGUUGAAGACGGAUACCAGUUCUUUGCAGACCGCUCCAUGCUUACCUUGUUCUCGGCACCUAAUUACUGUGGCGAGUUUGACAAUGCCGGUGCUGUAUUGGGUGUUUCUGAAGACCUCACGUGUUGGUUCAGCGUUCUCUUGCCGUCACGUAAAAAGAAGAUAUUUGUCAGAUACAAGUGAAGAGGUUAAACACGUCUAUUCUGGCUUCCAGUUUAUCGGCAGUACAGUCCUUGAAGGACUUUGCCACCUCACACAUGGAAAGAAGACUUUGGUGGGAAUCCUCGGAAGAGUGAUCAGCUGAUUGUAAGGCCUCUGCCUUCAAAGGACAGCACAGUGGGUUUCAAAACCAUGAUCCCAGUGUCUGAGUGAUCAGGUCCCACGUCCCAGACCACAUGAUCACUGUGACCAUUGAGAAAGAGAGACUGCAAGAUGAAAAUGAGUGAGAGGCGGAUUUACUGGCCGCCUGGCUUGCUUAAUUUAUGUGAAUAGUGAUAGUCCAUUAUUUAAAGCAACUGUAUUUGGUUAUUGGCAUGAAAAUAGAACCAGCAGUUUAUGUAAACGGAUAAUCAGCCUUGUUUUCAUAUAGUCUUAUAUUUUUCAUUCGUGCAAUUGUAAGAAGUGUAAGAGUUCUGAAAUUUGGACUGGAAUAGUAUUAUUGCAUAUUCUGAAUAUUUGUUAAUAUUCAAAAUGUUUCAAUCAAAUAGAAGCAGAAACAACUUGGAUAUAAAUUAUAUUUUGAACAUACAAGUCACAACAAAAUCUUUCUUCAACAGGAACAAUUUCAUGAUAUGAUUAAUUAUACUAGCUGAUUUCCUUCUUCAAGUCAAAUCAUUUGUAUUUUUGGAGUAUGAAUGAUAAGAAUAAUCGAAGAAAGUAUAAUUUAAUUUUGUAACUGUUGAGUUUGUGAAUAUUUUUUGUAACUCUUGUUAAGGUUUCUGUAAUUUCGUAUUUGAGAAAAUCCAAACCCAAGUCCGAACCCAAGUGUUCUGUUUCAUAGGGUACACGGCAGGGCAUGGUACCCAUUUUAAUGGACAAACUGUUAAAACCUCACAGCAAUAGCCAACAGAUCAGAGUCAUGGGGUCUCUCUUUGGCCUUUCGCUGUGCCUGCCGCACGUGGUAUCAGAACACAGUAGGUUAAUGGCAAAUUUAUAGAUAAUUUCUUUGUUGUUUGUGAAAGACUGAACUUCCAAUUAAGUUCCAUUAUUCUUUAUUUAUUGGCCAUAGCAGUUUAAAUUUAAUAUUAAAAUAUAUUUUAUUACCAUAAUGUUAUAAAAAUAAGUGUACAUAUUGCAAAUUUUAUUGUGCUUACAGCAAGUGGGAGAAUAUGGCUGACUAGCCUGUGAAUGCUGUUUGUCCCUGAUUUUUAGAAAUGUGUUUGGUUUUUGUCGUGACCCAACAUGUCAUUGGAACAUUCUCAGUAUAAUUGUGGAAGCCUGAGGUUUAUAUAGAGACACAUUCAUUUGCUUACACCAGUGGUCCCCAACGUGGUGCCCGCGUUGUUGUGGAAAGAGAUUAUACUGAAUAAUAGAGACACCAUAAAUUCAAAGCGCAGA
Molecule: messenger RNA, 3270 nt
Organism: Zootermopsis nevadensis
Lineage: Eukaryota; Metazoa; Arthropoda; Insecta; Blattodea; Termopsidae
Cellular component (GO): cytoplasm; nucleus
Molecular function (GO): protein serine/threonine phosphatase activity
Source: RefSeq, a predicted model, not a curated record